Messenger RNA from Arachis ipaensis, 2191 nucleotides. Its product is annotated as receptor-like cytosolic serine/threonine-protein kinase RBK1. Gene Ontology annotation, molecular function: ATP binding; protein kinase activity. Gene Ontology annotation, biological process: protein phosphorylation. The record is from RefSeq and is a predicted model, not a curated record. Lineage: Eukaryota; Viridiplantae; Streptophyta; Magnoliopsida; Fabales; Fabaceae.
CUUUCUCUUUCUCUAUCUUUCUCUACUCUUUCUUUCAUACCAACACCAAAUGUGAAAGGAGGAACCCUUUUUCCUUUUUUUUCCUUUCUUUUUUUUUUUUUUUUACGUUUUCCAACCAGGAAAAUGCUUUGAACACAAACAGUUGUUCCUCCUUUUAUGAGAUUGGUGCUAGCAUGGUGGAGUGACUGGGCUCACGAAUCUUCUUUGGAAUAAACUAAAUACCAACAGCCAUUAUUAUUAUUCAAACACAGAUCAGAGAAGAUUCAAAAGCACCGCGUGCGUUAUCUUCACAGGUCCAUGCAAGCUACCAUCCUAUCUAUCAUCAUUCGAGAAGAAUAGCUAAAAACAAACACAAUUGAUUACACGUAGCUACCAAAAAUAAAAAAUAAAAAAUAAAAACAAGAAAAGAAAAGAAAGAAAGUGAAAGAGAAAUAAGAGGAGGAAAGAAACCAUGCAAGAAUUUAGGGGUAAGUUGCAGAAGGUGAUAAAGAAAGCGAAUCCAGAUAUAGAUUGGGGGGUUUUCAAUAACUAUAACAACUACUACUACAACAACAGAAAGGAGGAAUCUAAAUCAGGCUCCGAUGAAUUGGCAUCGCCUCGGGGGAUGUUCGAAGCUAUGUCGACUGCUGACUCCGACUACAGCUCUCGCGGGAGCAGUAGCAACUACAGCAGCCUACAUUCCCCGGGGAAUCGCCCUCCCUCGCCGCCGGGUCCGGGUCUGCCAAAGGCGAACGCGACGAAGGGGGACGUGAACGGGCAGCAGCAGUGGAAGGUAAUGAUUGACGUGCUGAGGUUCAAGAACGUUAGAAGGUUCUCGAACAUUCCCUUGCUAGCCGCUAGCUACGAGAUCUCUAGGAAGAACCUAAGGAAGAAGGUGGCUCGCAAGAGAGACGGCGAAGACGAUGACGAUCUUCCCAUUGAUCUCGAUAGCAUCCCAACCAAGCCUUCUUGGCGAAAUUUCCCUUACGCUGAUCUCGCUGCUGCCACCGAUAAUUUCUCCCCUGAGAACAUGCUUGGAAAAGGUGGUCAUGCUGAAGUGUAUAGAGGAUGUUUACCGGACGGUCAAAUUGUAGCAGUGAAGAGGCUGAUGAUGAAUGAUGAGAAGGAAAUUGAGGACCAAGUUGGUGAUUUCUUGUCAGAGCUUGGAAUCAUUGCUCACAUAAACCACCCAAAUGCAGCACUCCUUCUGGGAUUUGGCAUUGAGAAGGGCCUCUACUUUGUCCUCCAAUACGCUCCUCGUGGCAGCCUCUCUUCUUUACUCUUUGGUUCUCAAGGCUUGGAGUGGAAGGCAAGGUUCAAGGUAGCUUUUGGGGUCGCUAAAGGAUUGAAGUACCUCCAUCAUGAUUGUCCAAGAAGAAUCAUUCACAGAGACAUCAAAGCCUCAAACAUAUUACUCGACAAUAACUUUGAAGCUGAGAUUUCGGAUUUCGGAUUGGCAAAGUGGCUUCCAGACCAGUGGGAACAUCAUGUUGUGUUCCCCAUUGAAGGCACAUUCGGGUAUUUGGCUCCAGAGUACUUUAUGCAUGGACUUGUGGAUGAGAAGACUGAUGUAUUUGCAUUCGGGGUUUUGUUAUUGGAACUCAUAACUGGGCGUCGCGCAGUCGAUUCAAACAGCAGGGAGAGUCUUGUGAUCUGGGCAAAACCACUGUUGGAUGCAAAGCAGAUUAAGGAAAUAGUAGACCCAAGAUUAGGAGAUCAGUAUGAUCUUAUUGAAAUGAAGAAUGCUAUGACAACGGCUUCCCUAUGUGUCCACCACAAGCCCUCCAUGCGGCCAUACAUGAACAAGGUUGUGAAGCUGCUCAAGGGCGAAGAGGUAGCAGUUGAGAUCACUCAAAAAACAAAAUCCCCAAGAUCAUUAUUGUUAGAUGCAUGUGAUCUUGAAGACUAUACUUGCUCUAAUUACUUAAAUGAUCUUAAUCGCCACAAGCAAUUAAUAAUGGAGUGAUGAUGCAUUAUUUGACCUCCCCUCUGCUUUUUUGUUUGCCUAUUUGUUGUAUAAUCUUGAUAUUCAUUGGAACUUUGUAAUAUUUGUAGCUCUGUUGUGUGGGGUUGAAGUUAACAAUUGAACUUGCAAGCUUGUCUCAAUUUCAAAUUUUGCAAGGUAAUUUUAGGCUUGUAAUUUGCCGUGAACUUCUUGUACUCUGCAUUAGUCAAGAACCAAGCAAUGUUAAUAGUUUGUUUAGAUGACUGA